Dromaius novaehollandiae (emu) is the source of this 8792-nucleotide messenger RNA. RefSeq names its product AAR2 splicing factor (gene AAR2). Gene Ontology annotation, biological process: spliceosomal tri-snRNP complex assembly. Bases 235 to 1389 code for a protein of 384 amino acids. Lineage: Eukaryota; Metazoa; Chordata; Aves; Casuariiformes; Dromaiidae. The record is from RefSeq and is a predicted model, not a curated record. The transcript is spliced from 3 exons.
GGUGGGCGGCGCGGUGGGCGGCGCGUGCAGCCGUUCCGGGGACGGGGGAGGCGCGGCGGGAGCGGGAGCGGGGAGGCCGCGGGGCUGGGGAGCCGCGGGCGGGCAGUGCUCUCGGGCCUGGGGCGGUUUUCCUCCGCGUCGCCUGGCUGCGGCGGUCGCGGGCCGGGCCGGGCGGUUCCCUGGCGGCCGGGGACGCGUGUGUCUGCGCUGAGCUCCCGCCGGCGGCCGGGCUCCAUGGCGGCACUGCAGCUGGACCCCGAGCUGGCCAAGAGGCUCUUCUUUGAGGGCGCCACGGUCGUGAUCCUCAACGUGCCCGAGGGCACCGAGUUCGGCAUUGACUACAACACCUGGGACGUGGGCCCCCGCUUCCGCGGAGUCAAGAUGAUCCCUCCGGGCGUCCAUUUCCUCCACUACAGCUCUGUCAGGGGAGCCAGUAGCCGGGAGACAGGGCCGCGCACAGGCUUCUUUCUAAGCCUGCAGCAGCGAGACUUGCGGGUGCUGCGCUGGAACCCCACCAACGAGGAAGUGGAUCUUACGCCAGCAGCCCAGGAGGAGACUGAAGCCAUGAGAGCGAAUCUGCAGGAGAUGGACAAGUUUCUUGGGCCCUAUCCGUACGAGACCCUGAAAAAAUGGAUUUCCCUCACCAACUUCAUCAAUGAAUCAGUGAUGAAGAAGCUGCAACCAGAGAGUGGGCAGAUCUGUGCCUUUUCAGAAGUUCUCCCUGUGCUGGCUGGGAAGCACACCAAAGACCGUGCUGAACAAAACUUGCCCCCAUACGACGCAGAAUGCAAAAGCUAUGCUGAAGGUAUGGCACGGCUACCCAAGAUGAAACUGAAAGCUGGCACUGAGAUCAGAUUCACAGAGCUGCCAAAGCAGAUGUACCCCGAUGGUGCUACUCCAGAAGAGAUCACCAGGCAUAGCAUGGACCUUAGCUAUGCUCUAGAAAAAGUGAUUAAUAAGCGGUACUCCAGCCAACCUCACGAUUUGCUUGCUGAGUUGCAGUUUGCUUUCAUCUGCUUCUUGAUUGGGAAUGUGUAUGAUGCAUUUGAGCACUGGAAAAGACUCUUAAAUAUCCUGUGUCGAUCCGAAGAUGCCAUAGGGAAGUAUCAAGACCUUUACACAAAUCUCAUUUCUGUGCUGUAUCACCAGCUCAAUGAAAUCCCAGCUGAUUUCUUUGUGGACAUUGUCUCCCAGGACAACUUUUUAACCAGCACCUUACAGGUGUUCUUUUCCUACACAUGCAGUGCUGCCGUGGACAGGACACUAAGGAAGAAGGCUGAAAAAUUCAAGGCUCAUCUAACAAAGAAAUUUAAAUGGGACUUUGAGGCAGAGCCUGAUGACUGUGCUCCUGUAGUGGUGGAACUUCCUGAAGGAGUGCAGGUGGACUAAGCUAAGUGCUUGCUUAGAAACAAACAGCUGUUUUAAAUAACUUUUUCUCCACAACCUCCCUAACCUUACCAGCUUCUUAGAACCUGCUUCUCCAGCUGAUUCCUCUUCCUGAUACAGAAGCAGAUGUGAAAACCACAGAGGCAUUCCUCACUUGGUGAGGAGACCAGAAUUAUUGGACCUAUUCAAAUGUUGCCGUGUGGCGUCAGUGGUUACUUUGGACAUCUCAUUUUUUCUAGCUCUUCUGCAGCAACUCCUCCUUCUGUACUCAUUCAGACUACUAGAUCCCUGGUCUCUUCCGUCUUCCCUGGGCUAGAGGAGACACCCUGUUCUGAGAACAUCUGCGUUUUAGACAUGGAGCAUUUGCUGCUCUAGUUUGAUGCCUCCAGAGUGAGGAGUGUAAGCUCGCAUGAUCGAUCAUCACAGCUUUCUGCAGCCUGACCCCAAGCUGCGAACCAUGAAGUUUUGCCCUUCCUAGGCUUGCAUUACAGGAAUAAAAUCAGAAGUGUUUCAAAACUGUUGGAUACUUAUGCUGCUUAAUGUGAUUUGUUGCAGUGGCAUGUUAUGGAGGAAAACUCAAAACCACAGCAGAAUUCCUCCCAUUCUAUAUACCCCUAAUAUUGAGGUAUCUUAUUCCUCCAGUUCUGUUAAAAGCCUUUUAUAUUUACUGCUGACACUGCCUGUUUAGCCUAAUGUAAAAGAAUAUUAACAGCCUGGUAACAAGAAAUACAAUCAUUGGACAGUAGCCAUCAAUCUUUCAAAACAGAAAGUAGUCAGAGCGAGAUAAAAGGUCAGACUUUUGCAUGAACUGGGCCCUUCUGUCUUAUAAUUGGAAAAAUUAAGUGUUUUCACUAGUGCCAGUUUCUCCUUUCUCCCCAUUCCCCCAGGUGGGCUGUAUGAGAACUUGGUGCUUAUUCAGAGUUUUGGAAGCAUUGUAGAAUGACUUUAGUGUAUUAGCAGCAUCCCUGUUGUGUUAUCUUGUAACAUGUACUCUGAAGUGUAUAAUCACUAAGCUUUUUGGUUUAUUUUUGUUUUUUCUUUUUUCUCCCUCCCGCAAAGGGGAAUCCCUGCUGUGUAGGGAUUUGGUCCUUCAGCUUGCUUGUUACUUUCUAGGUUAUUAGACUCCUUCAGGAAUUUGUCUGUAUGCAUGUCUAGCAAGAUAUGCUGUUUGUUAGUCUUUUAUAGUUCAAAAUAAAUCUCUUCUCAUAGCCUUUCCUACAAAAAACAUCUGUACAAAUUGUUUGUUAGUUAUUUAGCCAAAGCUUGUAGCACUGUGGUACUGCCCUGUCUCUCUCGUUAGGAUGUCCAGUGACUCCAAAAGUAACAGAGCAAUGGUAUCCAAGAACAGCUCAUAGUUAAAUGGUACCUGGUGUUGCAUGGUGCAAAAUGCAGCAUAUUCUGGAAGGAGGUAUGUGAUGAUGUGCUCCCAAAUAAUGAGGUGCUUGUCACAGGAAUCCGCUGUCAGAAGCCAUAGUCUACUGCCUUAUUGCUAUCUUUUCCCCUUCCUCAAGGGCUCUGUAUGCUUCAUUACUCCAGGGUCUUGGUUUGUCUAUUUUAAAUAUUGACCAAAGGCCCUUAGGGGACUUUACUCCAAUUUGGCUGACGUUGCUGCUAACAGAGUGUUUUGCACUUAAAUCUUUGCACAAUUUCUCCUCCUGAACACCUCUGAAGUUUUUUAUAUCAUAGUUUCACUGUGUUCUUCUCUUGUUUUUGUGUUCGUCACUUGUUUAUGUCCAUAGGGAGUGCUGUCUUCACAGUUGGUAUUUGGACAAAUCAUUUGUAAUCAGUGCUCCCAGCUUUGAUGAAAGAUUCCUUGUUGGCUGGCUGGCUUUUUGCACCAUCCUGAUGACUGGUUUUGUUGCUUUGGAGCAGAACACCAAUUACUGAUAUAAGUAGUAAAGGUAGCAAGGAGCCUAAGGGCUUUCCUCUCUGGAAGGGAGACAAGAAGAAUAGUGCUCUGUGGGAGAGCCUUUCCCUGGCCGCAGACCAGGCUGGCUAGGCAAAGGCAGUGUUUCACAGGCUGUUCUGGCAGUGCUCCCAUGUCUUUGCUUGAUAGGUUAAUUUGAGUGUAUCUUCGUUAAAUCUCAAAAACAGUAACUGAACAUUAAUUUCCAAAAUGUGUAACAGUCAGGUUCCUGUGAUGAGCUACACAUCUAGCAACUGAGAAAAGAGAUUGUAAUUGUCCUUCCACUGUGUUUUUCUUUCUUUUUUUUUUUUUCCUCUCUUUCUUUUUUGCAAGGUUAUAAUGGGGAGAGGAGUACUAUCUUUUAUUAGAGCCAUGAAAUAGCUGUUGAAGAAACAGGCCUUUGGGGAGGCAGUCCUUUUGUUAGAUGUGAAACAGAAGCAGCAGACUUUCAUCUAAAUGUAGGUUGAGGUCGGUUGCUCAGACUUCAGCUCAUUUAUGGGAAUCAGUUGGACACUUUGAGAGAAAAAGGAAAUUGGCACAUGUGAGGCAACACAAGGGAUAUGUUAGUAAAGGGGGAGGUCAUAAAUUUGGGAGGAGAAAGAGAGGAAGGCUGUUUUUCCUCUUGAAGUCUGCAGGAAGGGAGGGUAUAAGGAGAACUGUAACAUGUAAUGGAAGGAGUAUUUUCUUGCCUUAGACCAGCCACGACUAUGAUAACACUACCCUUCCUUUCCAACUAAGGCAGAUAAAAUAAACUGAAAGCAGAAGAGAGAUUGCAUGUGUAUGUGUAAAUACACACUACUGCAAGCUAAUGAAGUGUAAUAGGUGAUGUGUUUGCAACAUUGAUUCAGGAAUGAAUUAGGGUCAGGCCCAGCAGCUUUUGGUUUGUUGUGAAGUGCCACUGAAGCGUGAGGUAUGUUGGCUUUCAGCUUAUGUGGAGAGUUGUCCUGCUGCCAGAGUUAUGUGAGUGAGGCAAAUUGGUGUCAUUCCUGGCCCAUGAUAUACUUUCACUUCAAACUGUGUUGGAGCAUGGCCCCUGCUCAGUCUUGAGUGAGGCAGGUCUCUUAUGGAUUGACAGUGGUAUGAGCUAACUAUUCAAUACCCCUGAAGAUGCACUGCACACCAUAUCUACAAUGCAAAACCCAGUGCAAUUAUGUUCAGUCCUGAGAGCUGCUAUUCUGUUUUUCGUUUUACUCUCAGGCUCAGUAAUGUUAGCCAGACCAGAGUUUUGAGAUGCAAUGAUAUUUACCUUGUGUGAUUGCGUGUGUGUUCUCUGUCACCACACUGAAGAGAGAAUUGCUUCCUGUUUCAUUGAUCCUGCAAACCCAAAGGUGUGGAACAUGCAAACUCAGGUUACGAAGGUCAUCCCUUCCUUUCCAUGGAUGUAGUACACCAUUAUUUUAUUGGGAAUCAGGGAGUGUUUAUUUUUUCUUCUGCUUGAUACUCUCCUUGUCAGCCUCUUUCUAUCAUCAUGCCUUUCUAAAGAGAAAUGGCACAUCUUACCCUGUCAGUUCAAUGUAGCUUCCUUUGUGAUUUCCACCUCCUCCUCCCCAGCUGUUAAAAAAGCAGACCACUUCCAUCUGUUUUCAGGUGGAUUGCUGAUGGUGACUUCAUUGUGUCAUGGCUGAACAUCCCCCAAGAAGUCUUGGAGCUCAAAUUGUUUUUACGUGGCAGCUAUUUCAGCAAUGCUUGAACUCCUACGACAGCAACGCUUACAGACGUUGAACAGCACCAAGGUCAUACAGUGUUAGAUGCUACACAAACAUGUAGAGAUGUUCUUGUCCCACAGCUUUUAUCCUCAAAGUGCAAGCUUCCCUACAAAAGAGAGUAGGGGGGGAUACUGCAGAAAGCAAUCAGAGUGACACUAAAUAGAUCGUUAGUGCUGUGAUUUUAAUAAUCUUAAGUGAGCUCAGGGUUAAUUAUUAUUGGAAACAGCAAUUAUUUUCAUUCCUCUGUGUUUUCACUCUACUGCUUUAUGUUAAAUUUAACUUUUGAUUAUUUGCUCAAUAGCUGCUUAUGGUAACCCUAGCCUUUGUGUGCAGCGUGUCUUGUUUCAGUUCCAGUCUAUUUUUAUUAAUAGACUUUUUUAUUGUUUACAUUGUUAUUUUUGGAUUUAAAAAGUAAGGGUACAAAUGACAGAUACCCAACUGGCGUUCAUGCCUCUGAAAAAUCUCUCACUCCUAGUAUUGUUAGAGUCUUAUAUCUAUACACUACCUUUCUUUGGAGCGAUUUCUUUUAUUUUUGCUACUGCUUAGGUAUGCUAUUGACAGCUGGACACCAGCUGUUAUGGUUGGAAUGGCUGGCACUGAGCUUUUGAAAUAUGGAGAAGGAUGGACUGGAACAUCUUUAUCCCCUUCUCUGAAAAAGGAAAUAAAAUCUUCCCCUGAUGUUGCUGUUCAUCGUCCAACAAAGCUACGACAGUGGUUUAUUCUACAUCCCUGUUGCUAUAAAAGGGAUGUGCUAUGAAUGGUCAUUCCUUCAUGAUGUGAUCAGCUGGCAUUUCAUAGCUAUUUUUGCUCCUCCUCAGUAAAUGUGCACCUCUUGUCCUCAUUGCAGGCUGUGGAACUGCAGUCUGCCUGGCACACCCAGGCUAGGAUUUGACCUUGCAGGAACCUGUCGCACGAGGCACGUGUUGUACAAACCACACCAUGGAAUUGGAACAUGGGUGGGAGGAUGCACCAUACAGAAUGAUUGCGCUGGAGCCUGUAGUUAAUGCACAGGAGGCAUCGACUGUGCAUGGGCCUAACUGACGGAGAGUGUCACCUCAGGGACCUCAUUAACAGAGAGUAAAUGAGCUGCAAGGCAGCCUUACUACAAAUAAAUAAACUCUAAAUGGGUUAAUCAAUAGGAAAAAUCCAUAAACACAGACUGUCAAAGCCACUGCUUUGGAUUUGCUGGUCUAACUUGCUGCAUUGCCUGCUUCAGUGGGUGUAGCUUGCACUGAGAGCUUUGCAUUUUCAUGAGGAAGAAGCUGCUGUCAAGGCUCAGCAGUUGUUGCAAAAAUAGGUCGUGCAGCUGCAGCUUUGCUGGUGAGGUGCCAGGCCUAUGCCUUGCUUUCCUCCAGCAGAGCUUAUCUCAUACUUCCAGCAGUACUUGUCAGCCUCAGCUUGAGGUGCUUUGUGGUCCUCCAGGGAUUUGAAACAAAAAGGCUGUGCUCGCAUUUGUCGCAGCAUGUUUGCAAGCCAAGGCAGUCCCUGACAGGUCUCCAAUUUGGGCAGGCAGGAAGUGAUAGGGAGCACAAAACAGCUCAACUAGAGGGUUAAUUUUUCAUCUUAGGCCCCUUGCUGCGAUCGGGACAGAUGUUUCAGUGGCCUGGUAAUUCCUGUCCCCUGCACCUCCUGAGCCAAAGGGGACGUUUAUCUCGAGUGCCAAAAAGUUUCCUGGAUUUCAAAUCUCCAAAGCCAUAAUGCUUGAGGACACCCCCCCCCCUCCACUUCCGCCUCCCCCUGGCUCGUGAAGGCACUUUUAUGUGCCGUGCAAGCCUGGCCUCAUAAGGGAAAGGUACCAGUAUGUGCUCUUCCCUGGCCCUGCUGUGUCCCCUUUGCACAUGUACUUACUGUCUCCUUGCCAGGUUUCCUAGAAAUUCUGUAAAAAUUACACCUCUCCCCACCACAGACAUUAAAUAAUUCAGUAAAUCAACUGAGAUAUGUAAAGUAAGAAUGGUGAAAAACUCAGACAUUUAGUGGCAAGUGGGUAAAUGAAAGGCGGGAGUGCUCUGGAACUUAUCUGGAAUAGAAGGGAGAGCAGCGCUCUGCUGCCUUGGCCUGCCGGAGCCCCUGGAAGCCUCUGUGAUGGGUUGGAGACUGGGGACCAGCGUUUGCUUGGGACACAUGCAGGACUCACCAGAGCAGGAGGGAGUUUUAUCCUGUGCUGCAGGCUUCAUCACUUUUUUCAAAGUCAGAUUUAGCCACGUUUGAUUUAUGUAGAAAGCUGAAGUUGAUUUUAAAAGCAAAAGUUGCUUCUCCUCCCCCGCCGCGAUUGCUGUGCCUGAGUUCAUUAGGACAAGACUGGCAUGAGAAGGCAGCAUAAAAAUAAUUGCCGUGAUUUUUAUGCAGCAUAGUAAAUUUAAACUCUAAUAUAGAUGGCAAGUUUCAAAUUUAAAGUUGUUUUGUAAAAAAAUGCAUUUUUUUCUUAAAGAAAACAGGUUGUUUUGUUCUAGUUUCCAAGAGCUGAUUUCUCUCUACUUGGGGAGCCACUGGAAGCAUAAGGAAUAGCAGGUGGAGACCAGGAGGGCUUAACUCAGAAGUAGAUGUGGCUUCAUAGGAGGCUGUUGAGGGUUUUGAAAUGAGAGUCAUUAAGAAUGUUGUUAUUGAAAAAUUAGGUGUAGAAAAGACAUUCUCUCUUAAUGCUGAAGUAGGAACUGUUUUGCCCUUGCUUUGGAGGUAUCAGAUGUUGUAUGAAAUCCUGUGAUGCAAGAACAGUUUUUUCUGACUGGAAGCAGAAUUUAGGAUUCUUCAAGAAUUACUGAGUAAGUGCCUUUGAGCAAGCAAAGAGGUGACUAUGUCUGGUUGGAAAGGAUCUUCAAGGACAUGGAUUUCCUUGAGAAUCUGGUCAAUUUAAUGCUGGUUUUUGUUCUUUCUGAAACUAUCUUUGUUUGGACAGUGGGAUUUUCUGGUAGCUGUUUUCUAGGAACCUGUGUUGGAUAUCCCAAGCUAAUUCUGUAGCCUGAAGGUUAGCAGUGACGAAGGUUAUCUGUGGGACUGUUCCAUUACUGUGAAAAUUGUGAAAAUCACUUAUAACUUUAUAGAAUUUGUAGAAAGCUUUGAGCUUAUGUGCCAGGAGCAGUUGUGGUGAUGAUGCGAAUUUUUACAGCUUCUCCAAAAAACAAUCUUUACUUGUAUUCUCUUUACUUGCACUGCUCUUUUUCUUUCUCUUCUGCAAAGAUUAUUAUGGAGACAGCGUCGCUGGCUGGAGCACAAGGUUCAUCUUGUGUUUUAAAGAAAACUUCAACUGUUGAAACUUGUUUAGGUCAAGAAGGCUGCUCAGGAGAAGAAAAAUGGUUUUCAGUGAAGGAGAAGGACCUUCGGAUGCUUGGUCCUCGUUACGUUUUAAGCACACAGGGGCUCUGAGCAUUCGUGCUUGCUUGAUGCAGGUAGAUAGACUGUGUUACUCCAUUUAGUCUAAGGAAUUGCUUAAACCGGGUGGCUAUCCCUGAGAGCACUGCCCUGUCUCUUAAUGCUGGAGAGAUGUAUUCUGAGCCUGAACUGGGCUUCCCAGUUGGAAAGGCGAUGGAAAAGCUGUAAAGGUUUCACUCAAAGGCUUGUGAUACAUAUUGGCCUGGAAAGGGACUGACUGCUCGAGCAUCCAAUAUUAGCUACUCCACAGAACUACAGAACAAGCUCUGACUCAGGUAGUUCUGCAAUAAUCUGCAUUUUGGGGACAGUUGUUCCCUCCAAGCAGAGGUCAACUGUUUCCAGUAGCAGGAAUAUGAACUGUUUCUUUUAAUAAGGUUUGCUUGAGGAUUUUAUUUAUUUACAUUAAUAAAUAUUCACACAGUGCUGCU